AUGGCCAACAACUCUUUUCGCGGGUCCAAACAUGGCCGGCGUGGCGAGGCCAACCACGAUGCGGAGUUCAGCUGCUCAUUGCAGGAGAUGCGCUCCCUCAUGGAGCUAAGAGGAGAAGAGUCAUUGACCAGGAUCAAGGAAAGUUACGGAGAUGUUAACGGACUGUGUUCCAGACUGAGAACGUCACCUGUCGAAGGUUUAGAUGGAACGUCGGAAGACAUCGACAGAAGAAAACAGGAGUUUGGACAAAACCUCAUCCCUCCUAAAAAGCCAAAAACCUUUAUGCAGUUAGUGUGGGAAGCCUUGCAGGAUGUCACGCUCAUCAUCCUGGAGGUCGCAGCCAUCAUUUCAUUAGGCCUUUCUUUCUACAGUCCUCCCGAUGCUGACAGACAGCAUUGCGGCAAAGCGGCUGGCGGCGUGGAUGAGGAUGGUGAGGCGGAGGCUGGAUGGAUCGAAGGCGCUGCCAUCCUGCUGUCGGUGGUCUGCGUGGUCCUAGUGACAGCCUUCAACGACUGGAGCAAAGAAAAGCAGUUCCGUGGCCUCCAGAGCCGCAUCGAGCAGGAGCAGAAGUUCACCGUUGUCCGAGGGGGGCAGGUGAUCCAGAUCCUAGUGUCCGAGAUCGUCGUCGGAGACAUCGCACAAGUCAAAUAUGGUGACCUCCUCCCGACAGACGGCGUCCUGAUUCAGGCCAACGAUCUGAAGAUUGAUGAGAGCUCUCUGACCGGAGAGUCGGACCAUGUGAAGAAGAGUGUCGACAAGGACCCCAUGUUGCUGUCAGGUACCCAUGUGAUGGAGGGCUCUGGCAAGAUGUUGGUCACCGCUGUAGGUGUAAACUCUCAGACGGGAAUCAUCUUCACGCUGCUUGGUGCUGGUGAGGAAGGUGGCAGUGAUGGUGAUGAGAAGGCUGACAAAGAAAAGAAAGAGGAGCGGAAAAAGAAAGAGAAGAAGGACAAGAAAAGUAAAAAAGAAGAAAAGGCAAAAAGAGGAAAAAAGAAGGCUGCUGCGAUGGAGAUGCAGCCGCUCAAUGAGGACGGAGAACCGGAGAAGAAGAAAAACCUACCAAAGAAGGAGAAGUCAGUCCUCCAGGGGAAGCUGACCAAACUGGCUGUGCAGAUCGGCAAAGCAGGUCUGUUCAUGUCGUCUAUCACUGUCGUCAUCCUCAUCACUCGCUUCUUGAUCGAUACCUUCUGGAUUCAGGGGGUCCCCUGGGCCAGCGAGUGUGUGCCCAUCUACGUGCAGUUCUUGGUCAAGUUCUUCAUCAUCGGUGUGACGGUGCUGGUGGUGGCCGUGCCUGAAGGUCUCCCUCUGGCCGUAACCAUCUCACUGGCUUAUUCAGUCAAGAAAAUGAUGAAGGACAACAACCUGGUACGCCACCUGGACGCCUGUGAGACGAUGGGCAAUGCCACGGCCAUCUGCUCCGACAAGACGGGCACGCUCACUAUGAACCGCAUGACGGUGGUGCAGGCCUACAUCGCAGGGAAUUUUUACAAAAGGUUGCCGGAGCCGAAAGAGAUCCCUGCCUUGGCCAUGGACCUGCUUGUCCUAGGCAUCGGGGUCAACUGCGCCUACACAACCAAGAUUAUGCCUCCAGAGAAGGAGGGUGGGCUGGCUCGCCAGGUAGGAAACAAGACUGAAUGUGCCUUACUGGGAUUCUCCCUCGACCUGCACCGGGACUACCAGACCAUCCGCAACGAAAUCCCAGAAGAGAAACUGUUUAAGGUUUACACCUUCAACUCUGUGAGGAAGUCCAUGAGCACCGUGAUAAAGAACCACGAUGGCAGCUACCGAAUGUUCAGCAAGGGGGCCUCUGAGAUCCUGCUCAGGAAGUGCUGUAAGAUCCUGACAUCCACCGGCACAGCCAAACCCUUCAAACCUCGUAACCGAGACGACCUGAUGAAGCAGGUGAUUGAGCCAAUGGCGUCGCAGGGUCUAAGGACCAUCUGCCUCGCCUACAGAGACUUCCCCGUCGCUGACGGAGAGCCCGACUGGGAAGAUGAGGCCCACAUCCUCACUGGCCUCACCUGCCUCGGCAUUGUUGGCAUUGAGGACCCUGUACGACCUGAGGUACCAGAAGCCAUCAGAAAGUGCCAGCGGGCCGGGAUCACUGUCCGCAUGGUGACCGGAGACAACAUCGAUACUGCCCGGGCCAUCGCAACCAAAUGUGGCAUCCUGCUACCUGGAGACGACUUCCUGUGUAUGGAGGGCAAAGAGUUCAACCGACGGAUCCGCAACGAGCUCGGAGAGAUUGAGCAGGAGCGUCUCGACAAGGUUUGGCCAAAGCUGAGAGUCCUCGCCAGAUCAUCUCCGACAGACAAACACACUCUGGUCAAAGGUAUCAUCGACAGCACUGUGCUGGAGAAGAGGCAGGUUGUCGCCGUAACUGGAGACGGAACAAAUGACGGCCCCGCACUCAAGAAAGCGGAUGUUGGUUUCGCCAUGGGCAUUGCGGGGACGGACGUGGCGAAGGAGGCGUCUGACAUCAUCCUGACAGACGAUAACUUCAGCAGCAUCGUGAAGGCUGUGAUGUGGGGCAGGAAUGUCUACGAUAGCAUCUCCAAGUUCCUGCAGUUCCAGCUCACCGUCAAUGUGGUCGCUGUCACCGUGGCCUUCACCGGAGCCUGUAUCACCCAGGACUCUCCUCUGAAAGCUGUGCAGAUGUUAUGGGUCAACCUCAUCAUGGACACCUUCGCUUCACUGGCUCUUGCCACUGAGCCGCCAACCGAGGCGCUGCUGCUCAGGGAGCCGUACGGUCGCAACAAGCCGCUCAUCUCCCGCACCAUGAUGAAGAACAUCCUGGGACACGGCAUCUACCAGCUGACUGUAAUCUUCACCCUGCUCUUCUUUGGUGAGAAGGUGUUUGACAUCGACAGUGGCAGGAACGCCCCCCUCCACGCCCCGGCCUCUGAGCACUAUACCAUAGUGUUCAACACGUUUGUCCUGAUGCAGAUCUUUAACGAGCUCAAUGCACGCAAGAUUCAUGGCGAGAGGAACGUGUUCGAGGGCGUCUUCAAGAAUCCCAUCUUCUGCUCCAUCGUCCUGGGAACCUUCCUCUUACAGAUUGUCAUCGUGCAGUUUGGUGGUAAACCGUUCAGCUGUGUGAGUCUUAACUUCGAGCAGUGGCUGUGGUGUGUCUUCCUGGGUGUCGGCAGCCUCUUGUGGGGACAGCUGGUAUCCAGUGUCCCCACCAGCUGGCUGAAGUUCCUGAAGACAGCGGGUCACGGCACGCAGCAGGAGGAGAUUCCUGAGGACGAGUUGGAGGAGAUGAAAGACCAGGACGAGAUCGACCACGCUGAGAUGGAGCUGAAGAGGGGCCAGGUGCUCUGGUGCCGCGGCCUCAACCGCAUCUCGACGCAGAUUCGUGUAGUGAACGCCUUCAGAGACAGCGUGUCUCCUUACGAAGGACUGGAGACACCUGAGUCUCGGAGCUCCAUCCACAGCUUCAUGAGCCAUCCGGAGUUCCACAUCGAGGACUCGAUACAUCAGAUCCCCCUGAUCGACGAGGCUGAGUGCGAGUGCGACGACGAGCCUCCUACCAAACGAAACUCCACCGUCCUCCCGGCGCCACUGACCGGGCUGUCCACCCAGCCGCCUCUCCCGUCCUCGCCCAACCAGAACAACAACGCUAUGGAACGCAUGAUUCCGCUGCCUGGCCUGAUCUUGUCCAACUCAGCGGGGCUGCCGCCGUGUCCGGGGAGCCCCCUGCACAGCCUGGAGACGUCACUCUGAGGCCCCGCGCCCAGACCGGACCACUUCCUGUUACGAAUGUCUGUUCGUACUGUGUUUGUUACGGCGAGAGUUGUGGUUCUUCUGAGAGAAUGAAAAACAUUUUAAAAACAGACUCGUCUCAUUGGUUCUCGACAGGAGUUCACCUGCUGGUUUUUAGAAUCCAGGAAGCAGAAAUGUUCCCAGGUGUGUUUGUGGUUGUGUACUGAGCAGGCGGUGCAGCUUCACACGGACUGAUGUUUCCUUCUUUAUUUUAAUAGACAUGAACUCUGCAGUCGUUGUUUAGGAGAAGAGUGUUUGUAAGGUGAUCGAUCAAUAAUCAGUUUCUGAUCUGUAAAUAUUGAUGUUGGUGUUCAGACGUAGUCAGAGCUCGUUUUAAUCUGAAGUGUUUCGGUUUGUCAGCAAGCGAGCUGACGUGAGCCGACGGUGACCGUUCAGGUUAGUUUUGUGUCGAGGUUUAACUUUAACAAUCUGUGACUGAAAUGUUUAGCGUCAGUCAGCUUUAAUGCGAAUGGGGGGGGGGGGCGGUAUUCUUACAAAGAUGUGUGUUUGUAGACAGAAAGGUUUGAAGUAAAUGUUUAACAUUGGAUUUUAUUCUAGCAUUUUUGUAUAAAAUGUUUUAGGUUGUCGUUUCAUAAGAUGUAAAA
Cottoperca gobio is the source of this 4370-nucleotide messenger RNA. It is a transcript of the gene atp2b1b, whose product is annotated as ATPase plasma membrane Ca2+ transporting 1b. Bases 1 to 3726 code for a protein of 1241 amino acids. Gene Ontology annotation, biological process: regulation of cytosolic calcium ion concentration; calcium ion transmembrane transport. Gene Ontology annotation, molecular function: PDZ domain binding; ATP binding; P-type calcium transporter activity. The transcript is spliced from 20 exons. Gene Ontology annotation, cellular component: plasma membrane; intracellular membrane-bounded organelle. The record is from RefSeq and is a predicted model, not a curated record. NCBI's taxonomy places the organism in Eukaryota, Metazoa, Chordata, Actinopteri, Perciformes, Bovichtidae.